Melospiza georgiana is the source of this 8385-nucleotide messenger RNA. It is a transcript of the gene AKAP5, whose product is annotated as A-kinase anchoring protein 5. The coding region runs from base 1350 to 3944 and encodes 864 amino acids. The transcript is spliced from 3 exons. Gene Ontology annotation, molecular function: adenylate cyclase binding; calmodulin binding; GABA receptor binding. Gene Ontology annotation, cellular component: dendrite membrane; dendritic spine; plasma membrane. The record is from RefSeq and is a predicted model, not a curated record. Gene Ontology annotation, biological process: positive regulation of adenylate cyclase activity. NCBI's taxonomy places the organism in Eukaryota, Metazoa, Chordata, Aves, Passeriformes, Passerellidae.
UGUAGUUCAUCAGCUGCACUGGGAAGUCCUUUUUCUGAAGGCUCUCCCAUCAAUCAUCACAGCUGGAGAUGUGAUUUUUUUAAGUCAGAUCUCAGCUGCUUUGGAGAGAAGAAAGGCUCCGAUGGAAGAGGCACUUUCUCUGGUGUUUUGGGCAUGGAUUAGUUUGAAGCCAAGAGCUGGCUGUCCUUAUCUCCACCUCCAAAGGUGUAGCUCUUGCAGCACCUCCAACAGUGAGUGCUGAAGGCUGCGAAGGUUUUAGGCGGGACACAAAAAACAGCUGCCAAGAGCAAGCCAGGAACCUUUCCCACCAAGCCAGGAAACCCCCAGCGGUCCCUCCUCCCCGCGGGGCGUGCUCCGGGCUCCCUUGCCGCUGGGAUCCGAACUACAAACCGCAGCUCGAUUGCUGGGAGGACCUUCACCCCGAGCUCAAGUUGGCGGUUUUGGGGUCUGCAGCUGCCGUGCACAGCCCGGGAGGGGACGGCAGGUUGCUGUGCCAGCGGGCGGGGGAUCCUGCCCCGCCAGGGGAAGGGAUGCUGAUCGGCGAGCGGGGAGCGGCGCUCAGCCCCCGGCGGCAGGAGGCGGCGAGCAGAUGUGCUGCGGGGGAAGCGUGCCCCGGAACCCCCUUUUAAUCACCCUACUCCUGAAAAGCAGAGCACGAAAUGCCGUGUAAAGCCCUGCCCGGAGCCCCCGAGCCCGUCCUGCAGAAGUUGGUCUGUUUGUGAUAAAAAGAUGAAAGCCUCGGUCAUGCUUUGCAGCAAAUUUCAUGUAACACGCGAGGGGAACUGAAGCAGAAACCAAAGCCAAGGCAAAGCAGCGUCUGACCUUGUCACUGGGGGGCAGAAAACAGCCACUGCUUCCACUGGUGCCUCCAUCAAGCUCCCUGGGCAAUGUGGAAUUGCAGAGAGCUCACAAAGUGCAAGUUCCUUCCAGGUCCGUGGGGUGAAUAAAAAUUGUUAAUUCUUGGCUUGAUUUGUCAUCCUUUGGGGGAAAAAAAAAGGUAUGUCAGCCUGGCCAUUAUACAGUUAGACCAACUGGAAGUGGGUUGCUCCAGAGAUGAGAGUGACUGAGGCCAGCAAAGCCAAGGAGAAGCCUGUUCAGCUGCACAUCUACCAGGGAUUCCUUGGAGAGGUGAUAAAGUGAGUAAUAAGGCAAAGUGGGAGUUAUAAAGUGGAUGCGACGGCUCCAGCAGAACUUCUUCUCACUGCCACAUAGGCUCGUUACAAAGCAACAAACGUUAUCUGGAAAUCCGUUUGGGGAAAAAAAUGCACUUUGAGCAUCUCUGCAGUUCUUGUGUCUGAAGCAUUGAUCAGGAAAAUCGGCAGCACAACGCCAACAAAGGAGAAGAGAAUAUGGUGAAGGCAGCUAAGGAAAUUGAAAUGGAGAACCCAAGAGAGGCAGAGACUCCCAGCACAGGGGCCACAUGUUCCCCACCAGAGGAACAAGCUAAAAAACCCUCCAUGCUGUGUUUUAAGAAGCGAAAGAAGUCCUGUAAGAAGGGGCUGACUGUGAAGGAUGCGUGCGAAGGAGCCUCAGAGGAGAAAAGCCAAUGUGUCCGUGCUGACCAAGGGGAGGCCAAGGCUUCCAAUCCACCACGAUCCUCCAGAGGGACCUGGGCAGCCAUCAAAAACCUUGCCAGGCCUCAGAGAAGGCAGAAGUCCUCCUCACGGAAGAAGGUGCCCUCUGAUUCCCAAGUGCAGCUGGAGGUGGACGCUGAGGAGAGCUGUGCACAAGAACUCCCAAAGAAACGGGCGAGUUCUGGGGUGAAGAUGCCCUGUGUGAGGUUCUCCAGAGGUAAGAAAAAACCCAGCCCCUCAGAAGCAGUGGAGGAGUCAGAGGGCAGUGCUCAAGCAAAUGAAGUGAUGGGUGUUGUGAAUAAGGCUAUUGAGGAGCCAGAGGAUUUGGCCCCGACGGACAAAUCUGAGUCCCUCAGGCCAGUCUCUGCACAGGAGGAGCAGGAUACGGUGAAGCAGGAGAAGCAUAGAAUGAAGCAGGACCAGGAUACAGUGAAGAAGGACCAGGAUGCAAUAAAAAAGGACCAGGAUUCAGUGAAAGAGGACAACCAUACAGCAAAGGAAAGUGACACCUCUGUUGGGAAGAGUGAGCCCCUGACAGAGCCCACACGGGAUGCAGAACAUUCGGAGUGCACUGUUCAGCUGGAGAUAACCAGUUCAGAGACAUUUGAUGAAACAGCCCAGGACAAACUGCAGGAGGAGAGUCUGCCCUCAGCCACAGACGAUGAGGAGGGCAGGGAAGUUGCUCCUGAAGUGCCUGCUUCUAAAGAUCAACCUGACAAUGCCCCUGAAAUCACAGAGUGCCAGGAAAUCCCUCAUAUCUCCAAAGAGAUGCCUGAAAGGGAUGAAUUGGAAAAGAGCAUAAAUCUUUCUAAGGAGUGCAAAGCUGAGGAGACUGUAACUGAUUUCAGUGAGUUGACAUCCAGAGGUGAUGCAGCGAGUGUGCAGGAGGCGGCAAAUGUGCAGGAUGCAGUGAGUGUAAAGGAUGCAGUGAGUGUGCAGGAGGCAGCAAAUGUGCAGGAUGCAGUGAGUGUGCAGGAGGCAGGAAGUGUGAAGGAUGCAGUCAGUGUAAAGUAUGCUACAAGUGUGCAGGAAGCAGACAGUGUAAAGGAUGCAGUGAGUGUGAAGGAUGCAGUGAGUGCACAGGAAGCAGUGAGCAUGCAGGAUGUCACAAGUGUGCAGGAUGCAGUGAGUGUGCAGGAUGCCACAAGUGUGCAGGAUGCAGUGAGCGUGCAGGAUGCCAUGAGUGUGCAGGAUGCCACAAGUGUGAAGGAUGCAGUGAGUGCACAGGAUGCAGUGAGUGUGCAGGAUGCCACAAGUGUGAAGGAAGCAGUGAGUGUGCAGGAGGCAGCAAAUGUGCAGGAUGCAGCAACAGUGAAGGAUGCCGCGAGUGUGCAGGAUGCAGCGAGUGUGCAGGAUGCAGCAAGUGUGCAGGAUGCAGAGAGGGUAAAGGACACAGCAAAUGUGCAGGAUGCAGCAGGCACAAAGGAUGCAGCAAGUGUGCAGGAUGCCAUGAGUGUGCAGGAGGCACCAAGUGUGCAGGAUGUCACAAGUGUGCAGGAUGCAGAGAGUGCACAGGAGGCAGCAAGUGUGCAGGAAGCAGUGAGUGUGGAGGAAGCAGUGAGUGUGCAGGAGGCAGAGAGUGUGAAGGAUGCAGAGAGUAUGCAAGAUACAGCAAGCCUGCAGCAUGCCACAAGUGUGCAGGAUGUAGCGAGUGUGCAGGAGACAGCGAGUGUGCAGGAGGGAGCAAGUGCACAAAAGGCAGCAAGUGUGAAGGAUGCAGCAAGUGUGCAGGAAGCAGCAAUUGUGGAGGAUGCAGCAAGUGUGCAGGAUGCAGUAAGUGUGAAGGAUGCAGCAGGUGUGCAGGAGGCAGUGAGUGUGCAGGAUGCAGCAAGUGUGCAAGAGGCAGCAAGUGUGCAGGAUGCAGCAAGUGUGCAAGAGGCAGCAAGUGUGCAGGAGGGAGCAAGUGUGCAAGAGGCAGCAAGUGUGCAAGAGGCAGCAAUUGUGCAGGAUGCAGCAAGUGCGCAAGAGGCAGCAAGUGCGCAGGAAUGCUCCAGCCGUCAGAUACUAGAAGCAAAUGCAGGCCCCGGUGUCAGCAUCGUCAUCACCAUCACCGAAGCUGAGGACUCUGACAACACCGACUCUGACCAGGCCUAUGAGCCAUCCCCAGUUUUGCGUCAAAAAAAGCAAAAAGGGAAUAAAAAAUCAAACAGGAACGCUGAUGUUGGUCCAAAAGAGGGCCCUGAGGCUGGUGGCAGUCCCCAGGCAGAGGAGAAAGGUCUCGCUGACCAGGGGCACAGAACUGGGGAGCAGUAUGAGCUGCUCCUCAUAGAAACCGCCUCCUCCCUCGUGAAGGCGGCCAUUCAGUCAUCCAUAGAGCAGCUGGUCAACGAAAUGGCCCUGGAACAGAAUAAGCACAACAGCUUUCUGUGAUGGCAGCCUUGCCCAGAGAGAAAGGGCAGAGGGAGUGAUUUCAAGCUCCGUUUGGCCUGCGGGGUGUGUGGAGAACUGGGAGAGCUCCCGGGGCCGCAGUGUGGUUCAUUCUGCAUGCCCGUUCAGUUGUGUCCAUGUGAAACGAUCCCGGGACGUGGGCAGGCCCUGCUGAGGGCAGCGUGUCCCCUGGGCCUUCAGACAGCGCCACUGGCCACAGCUGCGGAAACAUUAAGGUGUUACAGUGACUGUAUUUCCACUUAUUGGCACAUUUCUGUCACGGCCACAUCUCUGCUCUCCCCCAUGCCCUGUUUCCCCGCUGUUCUUGCUGUAGAUCUGUGCAUACCAUGUGUUGGAAGAAAGGCCCUGAGAGGCAGCGAGUGGCCGACCUGCUGCUGGGGUGGAUUCGGGGCACGCUGAAACAGCUGGAGCCUCGCUGGGCCUUUAUUGCAGAUGAGGAAGAGCAAAGUGUCUGCAAUAUUAACAAGAAACCAUCAAUGCCAGGCUGUGCUUUGUGCUGUGACCAGCCCUUGCUAGGCUCGGGCGCCAGGAGCCGCGGUCAGUGCUGUGGCCCGAAGCCGGCGGGUUCCAGCGAGCUCUCUCCUUCCUUCCCUCGGCCUCUCCCCUGUCAGGAGCAGCCUGUGCAUCUCCAGACACGCUAAAGCUCAGCAUCAGCCUCGCCCUGCUGACCCCGGGCUGAAAGCGACAGCGCUUCGUCUGCUGGGGGAGCCUUUCUCGCACCAUUGAACUCGACGGGCAGUAUUCCCUGCGGGAUCACGGGCUUGGCCCGGCAGGAGCAGCCCUGCCGCCGGCAGCCCCUCGCCCCCCUCGCCUUCCUCCAUCCCCAUCCCGGUGUCGUGCUGAAGCUCUCCUCGGAUGUAGCAUAUUUUUUUAUCCAUGGCAUGCGAUAUAAAUAGCAGUGAGCUGCAUGCGUGUUAGCAGUCAGCAGAGUUGGGGAAGCUGCAAUGUGCUGCCGGCACAGGCUAGGAUUGCUUUGGUUUGGUCUGGGUGCCGCUGGCAUCCCCGGCUGCUGGCGGAGCCUGUCCCGCACCGUUCCCCCCUCAAAGCCCUCCCGCCUCCAUCCAGCCCAGGCAUCCCUUGGGAAUCGCAUUGUGCCCGGCUCGCUGCCACCAGGCUCUGGCACGCCAUGGAGCUCGCUCUGAAACAUGCAGGGAAAUGCUGGAGCAAUCUUAGCAAAGUCCUCAGGGAAAAAAAAUCCUGACAUGAGGACAUGGCUGGAAAAUGCCUGGACAAUCCUACUGCUGUCAGACCCCAGAACUGCCCUGCCCGAGGGGUUUGCACCGUGUGUGUGUGUGUGAGCAUCACCUCCAGCUACCAGCACCCCAGGAGAAAGGAGCCUUUUAAAAAUAUGGGAUUGCAUCUGCAUGGCUGGGAUUUGUGUCCAGCUGUGGGCAAGGCAGUGUGUUCCUCUGAGAGAAUUCUCGUGCGUGUUCCUCAGCUGGCACAGAAAUAGCAGCCGUGCUCGGUGGUUGCUCACUGACCGUGCACUGAGAUUUCCCUGCCCAGCACAGGCUUUGGAUUCCUGCUGAAAUACAAGGGCUGUACCUGUCCCUCCUAUCUGGUGCACAAACAUGUUUUAAACCUUGAUAAAACAUCUCCUCGAUGUCACGAGAGGACUGCCAGCAGCAAGAGCCACAGCUCAUCUCUGUGCAAGUAAAACUUAAAAAAACCCAGAGGGUGGUAAAGAAAAAAAAAAAGUGUCUUUUUCUUCCUGUGAAUUUGUUUAUUAAGUUAUCAGCUAUUGAUAAUUCAGUGUGUACAAUUUUAAUGGCUUUGUACUUCAUACUGGUCCUUCCAGGUAUUUUGCCAUAGUUUUGAAAAAGGGACUUUUAAAGGACUUUUAGACAUACCUUUGGAGCUGCCACAGCUCACCCUGGGAAAAAGCCAUCCUGGUGCUGGGAGAGGCUUACAGGAUUACACUGGGCACUGUGGCAGGCUGGUGCUGAGCAGAGGGCUGCAGCAUUGCUGUGGGAUCCCACUGGAGUCAGCUGCAGAGGAGGAUGUCCAAGCUUUAGUAAAUAAACACAAAAUUACCCCCCAGGGCCAGGCUGUCAGCCUCUGUCAGCCUGCUAAGCUGUUUUGGGAGGAUUUGGUGUUAUUUCAGUACUGCCUUCUAGGUGAAACGUCUUCAAAGAAGGAGGAGAAUGGCAAAAAUGCCCAGUCCAGCCCUGCCCUGUGACUUGCUCCGUGUCAGGGGUUGGGUUUGCAUCCUCUCUUGUAUCUGGUUUUCCCUCUGUUAUAGCUGUACAUAGAACUGAUGAUUAUUUCAUUAAAGCUGAAUGUACCUGUUGUUUUCUUGCCUUGUGAUUGAGUGGGCAGCUAUGGAGAGAUUUUAGAUGUGAAAGGAUUAACUCACAGGGGUGCUCCAUUGUGUCCAGCUUUUCCAGGCAGUCAUACAGUGAGCAGAGAGAAAUCUUAAAUGUUGGUGGCAGAUCCAAAUUCCUUGGAGGUUUGCUCCUCCUCUGCCCUUUCUAUGACAUUUCCUUUGGGUUGCUGGUCAAUCAUUUCUACUACAGAGUCCUGGCUGCCCAGGGCUUGCUGUAAGGAAUUUGUGAAGGAUCACAAAUCUCUGGCAGCUAAGAAAAGCCACCCUGCUGCCCCAUGGUUAAAUUCCCUGUUAGAUACCCCGUGGCACCAGAGGAAAAUGUUUGAGGCUCUGCAGACUGAUGAGGGUGGUGCUCACAGUGUUCAGAUUUGGGCUGGCAUUUUGGGAAGGGGAGCAGCACAUUUGGUGCUUUGGCACUUUCAAAUCAGUCCCACACCCUAAUUGUUUGGGGGUUUUUUGCAUAAUGUCCUUCAUGUAAUUUCUUGGGACAGUUUAAAACGUGCACAAAAUACGACGGAAAGGAGUUACAAAUUUUUAAUGGUGUUAAUACUAUCUAUUCUUUCAGGUUUACAGAACAAAAUAUAGGCUCAUAACAGCUGCUAAUGACUUAAUUAAGACUCUCUGCUCCUUCCUUAUGAUUAGAGAGUAGAACAUUAAUAAAACAUUUAUUCUUUCAUAGAAGGAAUGAUGAAUUUACUCUUGUGAAAGGGAACCAGGGAACCUGUGAGGAUGUGGCUGUGCCAGAGCACCAAAGGGUGGCCUGACUUUAGGACCAUCAUCCUCACCAACAGCUAAAAUAAUCUGGAGUUAUCAUAGAAUCACAGGAUCAUUCAGGUUGGAAAAGACCUCUGAGAUCACCAAGCACUGCCAAGGCCACCACUAAACUGUGUCCCCAGGUGCCACAUCUACAUAUUAUUUAAAUCCCUCCAGGGAUGGUGACUCCACCACUGCCCUGGGCAGCCUAUUCCAAUGCUGGACACUCCUCUCAGGGAAGAAUUUUUUCCUGAUAUCCCAUAAUUUUUAUGGCCCUAUUCAGCUUGUUUCUGAGCUGUCUGGCUCCUUACCCAGAAAUUCAUUGCUCUGAAUAAUGGAAGUGGUUCUUCUGCUCACCCCACAGCCUGUGCUGCUGCUUUUGUCCCAGAUGUUCCCAGUGCUCUCCUCAGGGGAAAAAAUUCAGCUCUACAUCCAACAAGUUCCCUCUCCCUGCUUUGCUGCAUCAUUUUGAAUAUUUUCAUCUCCCACAGCUUUUUUUAUGUUAGCAGCAAAGAAAAGGGUGUUUAAAUAGUAUAACUCAUACCCAAAAAGGCUUCCAGGGGGAUAAAAAGCUUUUCUGUUAAGACAACACUGAGCCCAGCAGAAAACAGGUGAAUCCAUUGAAAAGUUCCUUGUGGAAACUGCCAGUAGACAAUGAUGGCACAAACAAAUAUUGCAUUUUCUUUCCUGCCCUGGGAUACCAGAAAUGGAUUAGAAAUGCACAGGGGCAGAUCUCCAGCUGCUGAAGGUCAUGGCAGCUCCAUGGGCUUCAAAGGACUGACUCUACAGCAGCAGGAGCCUGGUGUUUGAAUCCAAGGUGCAAUCCCUGCAUAAAUCGUGGACAUUCUCAUAUGCAACAUGUAUAAAAGUGAAGAUGCAGUUGUGGGGGGUUUCGUUGUUGUUUUUGUGGAGUUUGGGUAGUUUUUGUUGGUUUUUUCCCCACAAAUGUAUGCAAGAAAUUGAGUAAAUUCACAAAACACAUGGGAAUCCUGGUUUGCUCUUGGGAUGGAUGGAUGGAUGGAUGGAUGGAUGGAUGGAUGGAUGGAUGGAUGGAUGGAUGGAUGGAAGGAAGGAAGGAAGGAAGCCAGACCCACAUGUACAGGCAGUGAAGCCUUAAUAUUUCAUGUGUUAUAGAUAGAACCUUUCAACAUGAGUAACUCAAAACGAACUGCUCCAAGGAAACAGAUUGAUUUAAAUAAUUGCUUUAAUAUGAUUUUACCUCUGCAGUUUUAUUUCCCAGAGAAAUGGUUCUUGUCAGCUCUUGUUGGGUAGUACUAAAAUAAUGAAAUACUUUUCAUUUGCAAACGGACAAAAUCUUAACAUUAAAUAUGACUUUAAAAAACA